UUGUCGUUGAAAUUCAUCACCUGAGAAAGAGGAGCUUCUCACUUCUCAGCAAUGGAAGCAAAAACCUUGGAGAUGUUCCAAGUUGGGCCUUGCAAAGAUGCUCACAAGAUAGGCUUUCAGAUAGGCCAGAGAUUCUCAAACCUGAUAAGAAGCAGGUUGGCCAACGACCUUAUUCUGCAAAACCAGCUUCGCCCUUUUGCCCAAUCCAAACAAUCUCAGCCGUUGAUUCAAUCUCUCACUUCCAACAACAGAAACAGGUUUCCAAGAUAUUGGGAUGAGCUAGUGGGGAUGGCACAAGGAAGUGGCGUGCCUCUUCUUGAUAUAAUACUUAUUAACUUCAGGAAAGAGAUUCUUCCAUUUCUUCCAAAGACAGAAUUGAGUAGUUCUUUGACUGUAAAUACUUCAGAUGAUUGUUCUGAUGUUCUAGUCGUUAGUGAUUCCAUGGCCGUUGCUGCUCACAAUGAGGAUGCAAAUGUUGCUCUCGUUGGACACAC
Morus notabilis is the source of this 494-nucleotide messenger RNA. RefSeq lists its product as uncharacterized. The transcript has 2 exons. The record is from RefSeq and is a predicted model, not a curated record. The annotation marks the transcript as partial. NCBI's taxonomy places the organism in Eukaryota, Viridiplantae, Streptophyta, Magnoliopsida, Rosales, Moraceae.